UGAUUGGCGCGUGCGUGAGGAACGCGAACGUGAGCGCUAGGGAUGUGGCACGUGACACCACGACGACCAAUUAACUUGCCGCUUUGCCGCAGAUAAUGGACACUGACGGAAAAUGAUUGGUCGCUGCAUACGUGUAAAAGCAGAAUCUUUUUACCUUGUGUCGGCAAUGAAGUUUUUGGCGCGUUUCUGUACGACCAACGGAGCUAUGCGUUUCAACGCGCAACGUUGUUUAGCCAUUAUUCCCGAAAAUGGCGGCCGUGUUGGACGAGGUUGGCAAAUCGGCCGAAAAACUUGUGGACGAGGAAAAGGAGGAGCUUGUCGACGAAGAGGACGAGGUCGGAGCAGCGGAGGCCUCAAAGAAGAAGAAGAAGAAGAAAAAGAAGAAGAAGGCCGGUGCUGGAGAAGCUAGUGCAGAUGUUCCAGAAGGAGAAGAAGAUAAAGCGAAGGAAGAUGAUGUCACGGUUGAAGGUACUACAGAGACAGCCGAGAACGACGGUGAAAACGAGGAAGUCAAGAAGAAGAAAAAGAAGCGCAAGUCCAAAGGAAAAGGUGGUGCGAAGCAGCAGACGGAUCCACCAACGAUUCCUAUGUCGGAAUUAUUUCCGGAUGGCAAUUUCCCCAUAGGACAAAUAAUGGAUCAUCCGCCUGCGGCAGGAAUAGAUGAUAAAAUGGCAAAGAAUCGCUUCACGAGUGAAGAGGCACGUGCUCUCGAUAGAAUGCACAAUGAUAUCUAUAACGAAGCCAGGCAAGCAGCUGAGGCACAUCGACAAACCAGAAAGCAUAUCAUGCAAUGGGUAAAACCUGGAAUGACCAUGAUCGAAAUUUGCAAUGAGUUAGAAGAAACCGCACGGAAAUUAAUCGGGGAGGACGGUCUCAAGGCCGGAUUGGCAUUUCCGACUGGGUGCUCUCGCAAUCACUGUGCAGCCCAUUACACCCCAAACGCUGGCGAUCCGACCGUAUUAGAAUACGAUGACGUUACCAAAAUUGAUUUCGGUACACACAUCAACGGGCGCAUCAUCGAUUGUGCAUUCACCCUGACGUUCAAUCCAAAGUAUGACAAACUGAUCGAGGCUGUUCGCGACGCCACCAAUACCGGUAUCAAGGCCGCUGGAAUUGACGUACAAUUGUGCGACGUUGGUGCCGCUAUUCAAGAAGUUAUGGAGUCGUACGAAGUAGAACUGGACGGCAAAACGUAUCCGGUGAAAUCAAUUAGAAAUCUGAACGGUCACUCUAUUGCGCCGUAUCGCAUACACGCCGGGAAAACGGUGCCGAUAGUCAGGGGCGGCGAGGCGACUCGGAUGGAGGAAAACGAGUUCUACGCGAUCGAGACUUUCGGAUCUACCGGCAGGGGUGUAGUCCAUGACGAUAUGGAAUGUUCGCACUACAUGAAGAGCUUCGAUGCCGGUUUCGUGCCAUUGAGACUGCAGAGCAGCAAGUCUCUCCUCAACACGAUCAACAAGCAUUUCGGUACCUUGGCCUUCUGCAAGCGUUGGUUAGACCGCGUCGGUUGCACGAAGUACCAAAUGGCGUUGAAGGAUCUCUGCGACAAAGGUGCCGUGGAAGCGUACCCUCCACUGGUAGACGUUAAAGGUUGCUACACCGCUCAGUUCGAGCACACGCUCGUUCUGCGCCCCACGUGUAAAGAAGUGAUUUCCCGCGGAGACGAUUACUAAACGGUUGCUAUUUUACACGAAUUAUUUUGGAAUAAUGGAUGUAUUUCACUCUCGACGUAACUAUGUAAUAUCAUCGUCAGAGCAUUAUACUGUUUGAUCGUUGUCGUAUCAUGCGCACGAUAAAUGCGCAUGAAUAAGAAUCAUUGCAACACGUUAGCGGUAUGACAUUCUUAAGUGUAAUGCACUGUCCGUGAUUUCGCCGCCUCAAGUGUAAGAGAAGCACCAUGAGCUUUAAAUCCGUACGACAAGGGUGUCGACGAUUUCUAUUUAUUAAAUAUCACAGGUACAUUCGUAUUGCAAAUGAAAAGUAUUCUUUGCAUUUCUCUCCUUCCUUGGUUUUUUUUAAAAUUCGUGUAGAAAUUCUGUAAAAAUUCUGUAAGAAAAGAAUUGGUAGUUUACAUCUGCUCUGUUCUCCGCAACAUUCUUUUUUAUUCAUUUUAUUAUUGAUUUCUUACACACUAAAAUAAAAGCGACGAGGAAUGAUACUUGGUAUUGAAUAAAAUAUAUUUUGAAUUCGA
Molecule: messenger RNA, 2191 nt
Organism: Ooceraea biroi (clonal raider ant)
Lineage: Eukaryota; Metazoa; Arthropoda; Insecta; Hymenoptera; Formicidae
Gene: und
Product: methionyl aminopeptidase und
Biological process (GO): proteolysis
Cellular component (GO): cytoplasm
Molecular function (GO): metalloaminopeptidase activity
Source: RefSeq, a predicted model, not a curated record